UAGCUCGGGCAGUGGUCUUCCGUAUGUGCUGUAUGUCAGUAAUCUCAACCGCAGAGGCUCCUCUCUGGUCGGAGGGAGAAGUCAGCUCCCCAGCGGAGCUCCGAGCUACAGCAGCGUCAUGGCGGAGCAGGUCGAGUCUCCGGCUCCCGGUCCAAACCCGCCGCCGGUGCCCACAACGAGCUGGCCGAUUGUCAAGGACGCGUACGAGCUGCAGGAGGUUAUAGGCAGUGGAGCCACAGCCGUAGUUCAGGCUGCUCUCUGCACUCCUCGGCAAGAGCGUGUAGCCAUCAAGCGAAUCAACCUGGAGAAAUGCCAGACUAGCAUGGACGAGCUUCUGAAAGAGAUUCAAGCCAUGAGCCAGUGCAACCAUCCGAACGUCGUGACGUACUACACCUCGUUUGUGGUGAAGGACGAGCUCUGGCUGGUCAUGAAACUGCUCAGUGGAGGGUCAGUGUUGGACAUUAUAAAGCACACAUGUAGCAAAGGGGAGCACAAAUGUGGUGUUUUGGAUGAAGCCAUAAUAGCCACCAUUUUAAAAGAAGUAUUAGAGGGUCUUGAUUACCUGCAUAGAAAUGGACAAAUCCACAGAGAUGUGAAAGCAGGAAACAUUCUCCUGGGAGAGGAUGGCUCAGUGCAGAUCGCAGACUUUGGCGUAAGUGCUUUUCUAGCAACUGGAGGAGAUGUGACCAGACAUAAAGUUAGGAAGACAUUUGUGGGUACCCCGUGUUGGAUGGCUCCAGAGGUGAUGGAACAGGUACGAGGAUAUGACUUCAAAGCUGAUAUUUGGAGUUUUGGAAUCACUGCCAUAGAAUUGGCCACUGGAUCUGCGCCCUACCACCGGUAUCCACCAAUGAAGGUCCUAAUGCUAACACUACAAAAUGACCCCCCAACUCUAGAGACAGGCGUGGAAGACAAAGAGAUGCUAAAGAAAUAUGGAAAAUCUUUUAGGAAACUAAUAACCCUGUGCCUUCAGAAGGACCCCGCUAAGAGGCCUACUGCGUCAGAACUUUUGAAAUGUAAAUUUUUCCAGAAGGCCAAGAAUCGAGAAUACCUGAUUGAGAAGCUGCUUUGUAAAGGACCCAACAUAAGCCAAAGAGCCAGGAAGGUGAGGCGUGUGCCGGGAUCCAGCGGUCACCUACACAAGACGGAGGACGGGGACUGGGAAUGGAGUGACGACGAGAUGGACGAGAGGAACGAAGAAGGCGGGGCGUCUGUCAAUCAAGGAAGGUCACGGAGGGUCAAAGACGAAAUCCAGCAUGGGGAGGUGAACGCCAACAGCGUCCCCACAGAAGGCCUGUCUUCCCAGCAUCCCCAGGUUGAACCACUGGAAAAGAGCCCAAGCUUUCAGGGUGCAGUAAACAUGGUCCUGAGGCUGAGGAACUCGAGGAAGGAGUUGAAUGACAUACGGUUUGAAUUCACUCCAGGGCGAGAUACUGCUGACGGCGUAUCUCAGGAGCUGUUUUCUGCUGGUCUGGUUAAUGGGCAUGAUGUAGUAGUUGUUGCUGCUAACCUUCAGAAGAUUGUAGAAGACCCGGUUACCUGUAAAGUGCUGACCUUUAAACUGGCGUCUGGCUGUGACAGCGCAGAGAUCCCAGAUGAGGUGAAGCUGAUUGGUUUUGCUCAGCUGAGCGUUUCCUAAUGGCCUCCCUCAGACGCAUGAGGAUGUAGAGGGGAGGAGGAGGAGGCGGAGAAACGCCACAGGACAAGUAGCCCCCGUGGGCACGGCUUAGUAACCACGCCCAUGCUACUCCCAGCUCCGCCUCCUCCCACUGGCCUCUCCCCUCUUCACAAUCACCUGCUGCCCUUCUCAAUAUUGUUUGCAUUGCUCAAUUUCCUGGACACGCCAUCCCGCCCCACACGUCCCCAACCACCCAGGACUCCCUGGUCUGCAGCAACUCUCACAACAACAUUCCAUUGCUCAGUUAUCCAAGUAUGGAGCAGAACUCAGCCCUGCUAACUCUCGAUGCUCUCAGGUGGCAAUAGCUAGUGACUUGAAAAAAUAAUAAUAAUAAAAUUAGAAUUUAUGUCGUUAUCAUUGUUGUGUUAAGCUUUCAGCAAAGCUUUUACUAUUAUUAUUAUUAUUUAUUGAAAAAGAUAAUGCCUUUUGUGUUUCUUUCCUCUAGUCUUCAUGUUGCAAGAUUAGCUUUCCUUGGUGCACACGUUAAUCCCGCAAAAUUUAGAGGCUGUGUUGCAUCUCUUAAUAGAAGUGCUCCUUCUGAAUGUAAGAUGUCUUCUUUAGGGGAAAAUUAAGCACAUUUCCAUUGUUCCAUAAUGAAUAUUGUUUUAUUACAAGUGAACUGUACAUAUAAGAGAUAUGUAAUCCAGUAAGAAUUAAUGGAACCAUUUUUUUUUUUCCCACUGGAUGUAUGAAGCACCAAGUGAAUGCUCCCAUGAGCAAACGUUCUGCUUAAUUUUUUCGGGACAGUGUUGAUGCUUAAACGCUAGAGGUGCCUUGUUCAUUAAUCCGUGCCUAAGAACAGAGGUAACAAAUUAAGGCUGUCUGAGGCAAAGGCUGCUUUAUGUUGCUAAACCAACAUUAAGCAGAAUUGCUUCACAGCUGAUAUUCAUUUAAUAGUAUUUACAAUGGUUAAAUGGCUAAUGUUGAGACUACAGAGCCGUAAUGCACUUUGACCUUGGCCAGUGCAAUGUACACGUGCUUCACCCACGGAGGUUCCUCCAGAUUUAACUUAGAAAGCUUUAUUGUGUGACAAAAAGUUCAUCUUAAUGGUAACACAUGAACUGUGAUGUUUAGACAAGAAACUAGCUCCUAAUUUUAAGUAACAGUAGCGCUGUUGUCCUACUAGACUACUACGUGAUGAUGUUUUGGUUCUAGUAUGCAACCAUCUCUGAUUUAUCACAGAAGGAUGUUUAAAUCAAAACGUAUCUACUACUGAGAUCUCAUUCUGAAUUAUGAGUCCAAAAACAAGUACAUUAUUUCCAAAUGACCGUUUUCAGUUGAAAAUAUGAUUAUAUUCAAUGAAAUCGUUAUUUUGUGAAGUUGCAUUUUCUACAUUAUCUGUGGAUCCUGUAAUUUAGCCCUUGUUUCUUUUCAGUAAUCAGCAAAACUGAAAAUGUGAGCAAAAGAGCAACCAAUAAACGACUGCUAUAAUUAACAGACCGGA
Electrophorus electricus (electric eel) is the source of this 3122-nucleotide messenger RNA. It is a transcript of the gene stk39, whose product is annotated as serine threonine kinase 39. Gene Ontology annotation, biological process: intracellular signal transduction; positive regulation of T cell chemotaxis; negative regulation of potassium ion transmembrane transporter activity. Gene Ontology annotation, molecular function: protein serine/threonine kinase activity; ATP binding. NCBI's taxonomy places the organism in Eukaryota, Metazoa, Chordata, Actinopteri, Gymnotiformes, Gymnotidae. The record is from RefSeq and is a predicted model, not a curated record. Gene Ontology annotation, cellular component: cytoplasm; cytosol.